AACACAAUACAAAAAAAUGCAAAAAUACGGUUCUAAGAAGAUUGGUGCAACCAGUGCUACAUCAAGCAAUAAGCAAAAGGUACAAAUUGAAUUAACUGAUGAACAAAGACAAGAAAUUAAAGAAGCCUUUGAUUUAUUCGAUAUGGAUGGUUCAGGUAAAAUUGAUGCAAAGGAAUUGAAGGUGGCAAUGAGAGCACUCGGUUUUGAACCAAAGAAAGAGGAAAUUAAAAAGAUGAUCUCCGGAAUUGAUAAUGGAUCUGGUAAAAUUGAUUUUAAUGAUUUCCUUCAAUUAAUGACAGCAAAAAUGAGUGAAAAGGAUAGCCAUGCCGAAAUAAUGAAAGCUUUCCGUCUCUUUGAUGAAGACGAUUCUGGAUUUAUUACAUUUGCAAAUCUCAAAAGAGUUGCUAAAGAUUUGGGUGAAAAUAUGACUGAUGAAGAAUUGAGAGAAAUGAUUGAAGAAGCUGAUCGAUCGAAUCAGGGACAAAUCUCAAAGGAAGAUUUCCUCCGUAUUAUGAAAAAGACAAACCUCUUUUAAAAUUUUUCAAAUUCCCUUCUGUACAAUUUCGCAACAAUGACUAAUAUAAUCAUCCACCAAUCUUCUAUUUAUCCUCCUUUUUUCUAAUUAUUAUCAAUAAAUUAAAACUAAUUCUAC
Naegleria gruberi is the source of this 652-nucleotide messenger RNA. RefSeq lists its product as uncharacterized. Gene Ontology annotation, cellular component: centrosome; centriole. The record is from RefSeq and is a predicted model, not a curated record. The transcript has a single exon. Gene Ontology annotation, molecular function: calcium ion binding. The coding region runs from base 17 to 535 and encodes 172 amino acids. NCBI's taxonomy places the organism in Eukaryota, Heterolobosea, Eutetramitea, Acrasida, Naegleriidae. Gene Ontology annotation, biological process: centriole replication; mitotic cell cycle.